Molecule: messenger RNA, 837 nt
Organism: Halichondria panicea
Lineage: Eukaryota; Metazoa; Porifera; Demospongiae; Suberitida; Halichondriidae
Product: kelch-like protein 28
Exons: 1
Coding region: 1-837 (278 amino acids)
Molecular function (GO): protein binding
Source: RefSeq, a predicted model, not a curated record
AUGGGAGUGUUCGAUCUGCCUUUGGCUAUCAACGAGAAACUGUACAUGAAUGGUGGGAGUAACACUAGUACUGUGACUGUGCUAGUGUACACACCAGAUCAGGAUAGCUGGGAUGAGCUGUCACCUCCUCCAGUGGACCGCUUCACCGUAGCAACACUGAGAGGUCGAUUACUAGUGGCCGGAGGUAAAGACAAGUCUACUUCCAGGAAAACGAAUAUCAUCCUAACAUUCAAUGAAAGCCCUCGACAAUGGGUCCAGUCACUUCCACCCAUGCCAAAAGUAUUAACUUUUCCGGGAGUUGUUGUGUAUCAGAACCAUCUGAUUAUUAUCGGUGGAUAUGACUUAACCGGCGCGAACAUAGCUGAUGUAAAAAUUCUGGGCACCAAUAAUAAAUGGAUCACAGCCAAACGACUUCCCCGUACUAGAGAUAACUACAUCACUUGCAUUAUUGGAAACAUAAUGUAUAUUGUUGGUCAGACCACUAAAAAAGUUUUUCGAAUUCAUCUACCCUCCCUCAUAUCACGAGCCAGUUCUGGUGUGUGGGAAUCUGUCGCAAGUGUGCCAUUCUAUUGGUCGUCUCCGAUCGCCAUCGGCAAUACCCUCCUGGCUGUAGGGGGUAGUGUUAGUGGAGAGCACGGAAGCAACGCUAUCUCAAGCAUCCAUCUGUACGAUCCCACCAAAAACCAGUGGACACAAUGUGGCGACCUUCCCGAGAAAAUGUGCACUUGUUAUUGCAUUGAACUAUCUGGCAAACUGUAUGUACUUGGUGGUAGGAGAGGUGGUGUCACCAAUAGCAAAUCUGUGUACACAUACAGCAAUCCCAUCAUUACACAAUAG